Molecule: messenger RNA, 2928 nt
Organism: Aspergillus pseudonomiae
Lineage: Eukaryota; Fungi; Ascomycota; Eurotiomycetes; Eurotiales; Aspergillaceae
Product: major facilitator superfamily domain-containing protein
Exons: 6
Coding region: 1-2928 (975 amino acids)
Biological process (GO): endocytosis; actin cortical patch localization; transmembrane transport
Cellular component (GO): actin cortical patch
Molecular function (GO): ubiquitin binding; phosphatidylinositol binding; transmembrane transporter activity
Source: RefSeq, a predicted model, not a curated record
AUGUUCCAUUCGUCGAAGCCAUAUUCGGCUGUAUCGGUGCAGAUUGAGGUUCUAACUAGUGAACAAUAUGAUGUUGAAGACUCCAGUGGUAUCGUUGAUCUCAUUGAAGCUGUAGUGAUACAGGGCAGUGGCCCGACCGAAGCAAGUCGCGCCCUGCGUAAGAAGCUUAAAUAUGGAAACUUGCACCGCCAACUAAGAGCUCUCACUAUACUCGAUUUCCUGAUCCAAAAUGCCGGAGACCGCUUUUUACGGGAAUUUGCAGACGAACCUCUACUGGAACGUUUGCGUAUCGCCGCUACGGACCCCGUUUCUGAUCCUCUGGUCAAAGAAAAAUGCAAGCAGCUCUUCGGACAAUGGGCUGUAUCGUACAAGAACACACCCGGCAUGGAACGGGUGACAGCCCUCUACAGGCAAUUACCGAAACGCAAACAGCCGGCCAGUCAGGCUAAAGCGAAGGUGCUUCGGGAUUCUGGCACUUCUGAUGAACCUCCAAUGGGCCACACUGUAUCUAUCUCUGCGGGAAAUGGCCCGGCUACAGUCCUAAGUGGCCCUAAACACAAGCAUACUUCCAGCAGAUCACUCAGGAAGGAGAAGAAAGAGAAGAAAGUUCGAGACAAAACCUUCAAUCUGGAAAAGGAGAAGCCAGAAAUGUUACAGACUCUCGCCUCUGCAUCCGUCGCCAGCACGAAUCUCCUCAACGCACUAAAACUAGUCAACCGAGAAACACAUCGGGUGAGCGAAGACGCAGAGGUCCUCAACCGGUUUGAAACAUGCAAGCAGCUCAGGCGCCAGAUUCUUCGUUACAUCCAACAUGUAGAAAGCGAGGAAUACCUGGGCAGUCUCAUCCAUGCCAAUGAGGAACUCGUCACCGCCCUUAUGGCGUUUGAAGUCUUAGACAAAAGCGUGGAUUACGAUAGUGAUAGCGACCAGGAUGUCCUUGAGUCUGGCUGGAGCCCUGACCGUGACGACCAUGAUCUUCAAGAGUCAUUCGCGGGGCUUGUUGUCAACCCCCCCAGGCCACCUCGGCCUGCUCGGCCGAUGAGCAUAUCAAUCCCCUCGUCGUCCAAGCAGCGCGUGUAUAUCAGUGAUAGCGAGUCCGAAAGCGAAGAAGACGAUGAUGAGGACAAUCCAUUCGGUGAUCGCAAUGCCAUUCGUACCCCAAACAAGGAGAUAUCCCAUCCUACCUGGUGGUUACCGCCUCCUCAAGGGACCUAUUUAUUGUUACCAAACACUCAUGUGGAAUUGACUACACGGCCAGUCGGUGAAUCCCAACCGAGCACUAGGAUGUCUCCAACUCAGUCUGCUUCAAGCCUCGCGGCUCAUCCUCAAGAUGCUCGGGGAAGCUCUGUGUCGGAGCAAACACCGCUCCUUGCGGAACAAGGUCUCAAUGUGGCCACGGAAUCUCAGGAGUGCCAAGACCAUCUAGUACAGGAACACACUACAAAAGAAGUGAUCCUGAUUAUGGGAAGUGUAUGGGUGGGGGUUUUUUUAGCUGCUUUAGACACGACUGUUGUUGCCACUUUAACUGGUCCUAUUUCGUCCUCAUUCCAAUCAUUCUCGCUCCUCUCAUGGUUGGCAACCGGGUAUCUCAUUGCUAAUGCCGCCUCCCAACCGCUGAGCGGACGGUUAACUGACAUCUUCUCUCGACGUACCGGCCUGAUAUUCUCCAAUGUCUUCUUCGCAGUUGGGAACUUGAUAUGCGGCUUGGCCCAAAGUGAGGGCGUCAUUGUGUUAGGCCGUAUUGUUGCAGGGAUUGGUGGAGGUGGUAUCCUUACGAUUUCGGUGUUUGUCACCUCCGACUUGGUGCCUCUUAGGAAACGAGGGGUCUGGCAAGGUUUUGGCAACAUCUGCUACGGAGCCGGAGGCGGACUGGGCGGCGUGUUCGGGGGAUGGAUCAAUGACACGCUGGGAUGGCGAUGGGCUUUCCUAAUUCAGGUCCCGUUUGUUGUAGUCUCAGGCAUCCUCGUUGCAGUCAAGUUGGAUCUACCUGUCAAGGAAUCGGGAAAGGCUAAAUUGAAGCGAGUUGAUUUCCUUGGAGCGAUCACGCUGGUCAUCGCCCUCGUUCUCUUCCUUCUCGGGCUCAACACUGGUGGGAAUCAGCUUCCAUGGACGCAUCCACUGGUUCUCACAGCAUUUCCUCUCUCUGCCAUGUUCUUGAUGCUUUUCGUUUACAUCGAAGCGAAUAUCGCGUCCGAGCCUGUGAUUCCCGUUCGAUUGCUUCUCAACCGGACCGUCUUUUCUGCCUGUCUUACGAACUGGUUAGAUGUCAUGGCAGUCUACGGGCUCAUUUUUUACUUGCCACUCUUGUUCCAAGUUCAGGGCUCUUCAGCGACCGGCGCUGGCAUAAAAUUGAUCCCCCAGGCAAUCGGAACAUCGCUCGGUUCGUUGGGGGCUGGGAUACUCAUGCGUGCAAGUGGGCGGUAUAGGCUGUACAGCAUGGUAUCCGUGUCCCUCCUCAUUGUCUCCAAUGCUCUCAUCUGUACUUUGACCCUCAAUUCUCCUUCUUGGCAGCCUUUCAUCUACUUCCUUCUUAUGGGAGUUGCCUUUGGCGCCAUUCUCACCAUCACACUUGUGGCACUUGUUUCUGCCGUGGAUCAUGAACAUCAUGCUGUGGUCACAUCGGCAUCCUACGCUUUCCGCAGUACAGGAAGCACAAUUGGUAUCACCGUCGCUUCUGCGGUAUUCCAGAACAUGCUGAAGUCCGGGCUUUGGUCACGGUUUGGUGACCGGGAGGAUGCGAAGGAAAUGAUCCCACGAAUCAGGGACAGUCUUGACGAACUUCGGAAACUCCCUGCUGACUGGAAACCUGGGGUAUUGGCGACGUACAUGGAGUCCUUACGAGCUGUGUUCCUUACUCUACUUGGACUCACUAUCUUAGGGGCAUUGGCCAGUCUGGUCCUGCCGAGCGGAAGCCAAGUUACAUCCUAA